Messenger RNA from Capra hircus (goat), 2701 nucleotides. RefSeq names its product chromobox 4 (gene CBX4). The record is from RefSeq and is a predicted model, not a curated record. Gene Ontology annotation, biological process: negative regulation of DNA-templated transcription. Bases 32 to 1927 code for a protein of 631 amino acids. NCBI's taxonomy places the organism in Eukaryota, Metazoa, Chordata, Mammalia, Artiodactyla, Bovidae. The transcript has 5 exons.
CGAGGCCCCGCCCGCUGACGUCCGGAUUUGCAUGAGUUCUUGUGCAGCCGCGGCCCGGGCUCAGUUGUCUCAGCGAGCGCGAGCCGGGAGCCGGGGCGGGCGCGGGCAGCGGCGGGCGGCCGGGCUGUGCAGGACGAGCGGCGGCAGCGGCGGCGGCGGCGGCGGCGCGGGCGGCAGGGGCUCCUCGGCCGGGCCGGCAGCGGGGCGCCGGCGGGAGCCAGCAGCGUCUGCAGCCGCGCCGGCCGCCCGCGCCCCGGCGCGCUCCGGUUCGGCCAUGGAGCUGCCAGCUGUUGGCGAGCACGUCUUCGCGGUGGAGAGCAUCGAGAAGAAGCGGAUCCGCAAGGGCAGAGUGGAGUAUCUGGUGAAAUGGAGAGGCUGGUCCCCCAAAUAUAACACGUGGGAACCCGAGGAGAACAUCCUGGAUCCCCGGCUGCUGAUCGCCUUCCAGAACAGGGAACGGCAGGAGCAGCUGAUGGGAUACCGGAAGAGAGGGCCGAAGCCCAAACCACUGGUGGUACAGGUACCUACCUUUGCCCGUCGUUCCAAUGUGCUGACCGGACUCCAGGACUCCUCGGCUGACAACCGCGCCAAACUGGAGCUGGGCGGUCAGGGCAAGGGCCAGGGGCACCAAUACGAGCUCAACAGCAAGAAGCACCACCAGUACCAGCCGCACAGCAAGGAGCGGGCGGGCAAGCCUCCACCACCAGGCAAGAGCGGUAAAUACUACUACCAGCUCAACAGCAAAAAGCACCACCCCUACCAGCCGGACCCCAAAAUGUAUGACCUGCAGUACCAGGGCGGCCACAAGGAGGCGCCCAGCCCCACCUGCCCGGACCUAGGCUCCAAGAGCCACCCGCCCGAUAAGUGGCCCCACGGCGGGGGGGCCAAGGGCUACCUGGGAGCCGUGAAGCCCCUGGCCGGUACGGCCGGGGCUCCAGGCAAGGGCUCCGAGAAGGGUCCCCCCAACGGGAUGACGCCGGCCCCCAAGGAGGCAGUGACGGGCAACGGGAUUGGGGGAAAGAUGAAGAUCGUCAAAAACAAGAACAAGAACGGCCGCAUCGUGAUCGUGAUGAGCAAGUACAUGGAGAACGGCAUGCAGGCGGUGAAGAUCAAGUCCGGGGAGGCAGCCGAGGGCGAGGCGCGCUCCCCCAGCCACAAGAAACGGGCUGCUGAGGAGCGUCACCCCCCAGCAGACAGGACUUUCAAAAAGGCCGCGGGGGCGGAGGAGAAGAAGGCGGAAACGCCCUCCAAGAGGAGGGAGGAGGAGGCGCCGGGGACCGGGGACCCGCAGUCCCAAGAGGCUGGCUCCCGCAAGCUCUCCCCGACCAAGGAGGCCUUCGGCGAGCAGCCUCUGCAACUCACUACCAAGCCCGACCUGCUGGCCUGGGACCCGGCUCGCAGCACACACCCGCCCUCCCACCAUCACCACCACCACCACCACCACCACCAUCACCACGCCGUCGACCUAAAUCUCUCCCAUGCGCGCAAGCGCUGCCUCUCCGAGACCCACGGCGAGCGAGAGCCCUGCAAGAAGCGUCUGACGGCGCGCAGCAUCAGCACGCCCACCUGCCUGGGGGGCAGCCCCUCCGCGGAGCGCCCUGCGGACGUGCCCCCCGCUGCCGCCCUCCCGCAACCGGAGGUCAUCCUGCUGGACUCGGACCUAGACGAACCCAUAGACUUGCGCUGCGUCAAGACGCGCAGCGAGGCCGGGGAGCCGCCCAGCGCCCUGCAGGUGAAGCCCGAGGCGCCCGCGACCGCGGCAGUGGCUGCUGCGCCGGCAACAGCGGCCGAGAAGCCCCCGACCGAGGCCCACGAAGAACCCGAGGAGCCACUGAGCGAGUUCAAGCCCUUCUUUGGGAAUAUAAUUAUCACUGACGUCACCGCGAACUGCCUCACCGUCACGUUCAAGGAGUACGUGACCGUGUAGCCGAAGGGCGUCGGAAGAGGAAGCGCUUCACCCUCUGGGACUUAACACCUGGGGCCUGGGGGCGGACUUCUCUGCAACUGCGGGAGCUCCCGGCCCGGCCCCAGCGCGAAAACGGCCGAAGCCGCAGCAACCGCGUCCCUCUGCCGGGUCUUGGCUGGAGCGCCCGGCCCACACUGGCACCUUCCACGCCGUGCCUGCGGGUCUCGUCCUCAUCUGCCGCACCCCCUCCUCUCGUGGACCUCCGGGACUGACAGGGCAGCCACUCGCGGCGGUCUAAGAGUUAUAGUAUUAUAUUUUAACCGUGCUAACUUGUCAAGUGCAGACUUUACUCCCGUUUGUACGUGGUGUUAUAUUGAAAUGUAUUGUUUGAGCUCAAAAGGCCCACCACCCCCUUCGGGCUGAUAUAUAUAUAUUUAUUUGUAGGUAUUUAUAUAUUGAAAUAUAAAAGCCUAGAUUUAUGGAGUUUCCUCUAGAUCAUGUUAUAUUCUAUAUCAGACGAACUAUUUUCUGUUGGCCUUUCUACCCGUUCAUUCAGUAUUUCGGUUGAUUUCAUUUCCUCCCCUUCCAGGAACUGCAAUACCAGUAACCUUGGUAUAUAUUUUUUGAUACUGUACACAUGGAUGUGUUGUUUCUAUGUGCAAAACAACAAAAAAAAGUUUGUUAAAAGGCUAAACGAGCUCUCUAGAAACUGCUGCUACUAGAAAUGUCUAAACUAUAAGCUUCCAAUUAUUACCUGCUUGAAUGUAAAUAUUAAAUGGAGAUGUUGAAGGUGCA